GUAGCGCUCUGCCCGCCCUCAGCCCUGUCCUCCUCGGAACCCGUUACCCAUCCCGCCUGCGGUGUCCUUUGCUUGGCCGCGGUGCCGGCUUGUCGCCUGAUCCUGGGCAGAGCUCGCUCUUCCCUCGGUGCUCGAUCUUGUCCUCUGAAGCAGACGCUCCCGCUGUGCCCUGCUCCGUGCCGGGCCUUGAGUCAGGCACGGCAGCUUCAGCGUAAAUAGCGGGUAUGCUGCUGGGGCUCCGCUUGCUCGGAAGCGGCUCACGGCGGCCACCUUCUCAGGUGGGAGAGUCUGAAUUCAGGGGUGCUGCAAGAUGCUGUGAAAGCUGUUAUCUGGGAAACAGACGUGCUCGCUUUAUUUUAAAGCGUGGUAAUGCUUUAUAUAUAAAAAUAAAGAUAUGACAAGAAUAGUAAGAACUAGAGUGUAAUAGCCCACUUUAAUGCGGCAGGAGGAAGUGAAUCACGGAAUAACACAGUAAAUGUGGAGCCCUUAGCACUCCUGAGAAUUGGAAACGGGGGCAAUCACUUUCUUGUCAUGUUUAACCCAAGGUGCUUUUUCUGCUUCAUUCAUUAGUUAAAAGACUGUUAUCAGUUCUAAUUGUUCUAAUAGUUGGAAUGUGCCUUUCAUAUUUAUAAGUGUGCAGGGGAAGAGUUUAAUCCUUUUUAAAAAAAAGGAUUGAAUGGAAACGUGUUUUGUGGGAAUGUUACUUGUCUUCCCUUCAGCCUGUUCGAAGAGGUGACUUUUAAAAGAGAUAUCGCAUUGUAUUAAAAAUAACAAAAAGUUGCCAUGCUAACUUGUCUAAUGAAUGAGAUUCAUGUGGGAAAUGUGCUUCCCUACAACAACAAAUUGGGAAUAAAUAAUGCUACUACAGUGCUCUUCCUUUUAGUUUAGAGGUUGUAGAUGCAGGUUUUCUUCUACAAAUGCUAUUGGUUUUGUAGGUAUGAUACGGUUUUGCCUUAGAAUCUAAUUCUUGUCCGAAGUUGUCUAAAUUGAGGUUUUUUUAUUGUUAUAGAGUUCAGUUUAUUGGCAGUCCCUUUAGCAUGUUUUGGCAGAAGGUGUUUGUUGCAAGAAAAUCUUAAUUAAAAUCAAUAUUUCCUACCUGUAUGUCUGCAUAUCUACUGGUGAGCAUACUUGUGGCUCAUCUUUGAUCAGAAAAAUGCCAUUAGAGCUCACAAUGCAGGUGUAAACUGAAGUCUGUUUCCUUGGGAACCUAAACAAAUUGUAAAAAUGUUCUUGAUUUUCUAAGUUAAUUUUUGCAAUUUAAUAUUUAAGAUUCAUCUUAGCAUUUUAUUUCAUUGUAGGUAAUUUAAGUGAUUUUCUAGCAUGGACACUGUUGCUAGCCAUAGUUGUCAUCUUCUCCAGCAGCUACAUGAACAGCGCAUUCAGGGUCUUCUCUGUGACUGCAUGCUGGUGGUGAAAGGUGUCUGCUUCAAAGCACACAAAAAUGUAUUAGCUGCUUUCAGUCAAUAUUUCAGGACCCUUUUCCAGAAUUCUUCAGGCCAGAAGAAUGAUGUCUUUCACUUGAACAUUAAAAAUGUAGGUGGCAUAGGCCAGAUUUUGGACUUCAUGUACACCUCUCACCUGGACCUUAGCCAGGACAACGUACAAGCUAUGUUGGAUAUUGCACAGUGUCUCCAAGUGCAGAAUGUACUGAACAUUUGCCACGCCUUUUUAAAAUCAUCUACAGCUUUAGAGCAGACAGCUAGCAUGCCUUGUAAUAGUGUAUUUUCACUGCAGAAUACUUUGACUGCAGAUACUAGCUGUGCCAGUGACAGUUAUGGAACAAACCUAUUACAUGAAUGCUCAUCUGACACACAAGCUAACAAAGUCUUGACUGACCACCGUUCACAAACAUCACAGUCUGUUAAUCUUCACGCACCCUCAGGUGACGGACAGAAACAACCACAAGACUCCUUAGAUGGCAACUGCACAGAGCUUCCAUUUAAACAACCAAAUUACUAUUAUAAACUACGUGACUUUUACAGUAAACAGUUCUAUAAGCAAAAUGCUUCCUCUAAUCAUGAGAGAGGAGCAGAACAACCCUUUUCUUACAACCCAUCUACAGAAAUAAACACAGUAGAGAAUAGUUCUUGUACUGUCAACCACUCUGAGUGUAUUCUGGAGACCUCAGAUCAUUUACCAUCAAACUUUCUGGCUCAGUCCUUGAAUGAAGCUGUUCCAGAGCAAGCUGCAGAAAGCACACUUGUGCAGCCCACCAAACAGAUGCAGUUGAAAAAGGCAAUACACCUCAAAAAGUUAAAUUUUCUAAGGUCUCAGAAAUCUGCAGAGCAGCCGCCUGAGCCUAAAAGAGAUGACAGUAGAGUAACAGGAGUAAUUGAAUCUGUAAAUGAAAGUACCAUGGACAUGACGAGUAUAAGAGUUACUGGUGAAAAAGAAGCUGAAGAUUUAGUAAGUUCUGAGAAUUUUGACCAAACUGUUGAAGCUGAAAGAUCUCAAGGUCAUUUGGAACAAGAAGGACAAUCACAGACUCUUCAGUCACAAAGGCAAUAUACUUGUGAAUUAUGUGGGAAGUCUUUCAAACACCCAAGCAAUUUGGAGCUCCAUAAAAGGUCUCAUACAGGUGAGAAACCUUUUGAAUGUAACAUUUGUGGGAAACACUUCUCACAGGCAGGUAAUCUCCAGACACAUUUGCGUCGACAUUCUGGUGAAAAGCCAUACAUUUGUGAAAUCUGUGGGAAAAGAUUUGCUGCUUCUGGUGAUGUCCAGCGUCAUAUUAUUAUUCAUUCUGGAGAAAAGCCUCAUCUGUGUGAUAUCUGUGGCAGAGGAUUCAGUAACUUCAGUAAUUUAAAGGAGCACAAAAAGACUCAUACAGCAGAUAAAGUGUUCACCUGUGAUGAAUGUGGGAAGUCAUUCAACAUGCAACGAAAAUUAGUAAAGCACAGAAUUAGGCAUACUGGAGAGAGACCAUACAGCUGUUCAGCAUGUGGGAAAUGUUUUGCAGGCUCAGGUGACCUGCGUAGGCACGUGAGGACUCACACAGGAGAAAAACCCUAUACCUGUGAAACCUGUAAUAAGUGCUUCACCCGUUCUGCUGUUCUGCGGCGGCACAAGCAAAUGCAUUGUAAAGCCACUGAUGAGGGUUCAAACGCACUAGAUGAAUUUACUCAAGGAAUUGAAACAUCUGACCUUGACAAGUCUCAGAGUUCUGACUCUUUUGGCCAAGAAAUGUCUGUUACCUUGUUACCAGUGUCUGUUAAAUUCCCCAUUCGUCCAGCUGAAUUUGAUAGUUCUGUGGAUUCUUACUGUAAGCUGCGAUCAAUGAUUCAACACCAUGACUCCGCAAACCAGCAGAAACUGAAUGUGGAUUCUGCUAAACUCCCAAAGGCUCAGCCCCAGCAAACUCCGCCACCACCAUAUAGUUACACAGGUGUAGAUAUAUCUUCUGCAGAAGAACCCUUACAGUCUGAUAAUAUUCCAAUGAUUCGUUCCUCUAUGGUUAGCUUGGACAGUCAUUGUAGUGACCCACUAGGCAGUCGAACACUGUCUGCUGUGUACAAGAAUAAUGAAGGACCAUUCUUUUCUAGCAUGACCCUCUGGGGUUUAGCUAUGAAGACUUUGCAGAAUGAAAGUGAACUGGAACAAUGAGGGCUCAGGUGACUGCAUCAAAAUUUCUUAGAGGCAUUUCAUGCUAAAAUGAUUGCAAUCGCACUGCAGCAGUGAGAGGCCAGAGCUAGUUUUUAAGCCAGCUGGCUUGGAUACUGGUAGAAAUCAUACACAUGCCCAAAACCCAGCGUUGGCUGCCUUGACGCUGCUUCUCAGCGCAGCUUGGGGAACUUUUGUUCUGUCACUGCACUGUGUAGCGCAUGUGUUGCUAUGAUUUACUAAAAUUAGCUCUUUGAUUAAAUUUACCAUUUGACUUGGUAUUUUUCACCUGAUAAUGGAGGAAAGGAUAGCCCAAUGCCUGAUUUCAUGAUACGGGUGCAAUUGCAAGCAUGGUCAUCAGAGUUGUGUAAGGGUGUAUAUAUGAAAAGAAGAAAGUACUUAACACAUCCCUAGUGAACCUGAGUUUCGGUAGUAGCUUUCUGACCGGUAGGAUCAUUGGUUUACAUGACUUGAGUAUUGUGAUAUUAAAUGUAAAUGUUAAAUCCCUGGCAAUAUUUGUGAUAGUGCAAAGUAACUGUAUAUCUAGAAAACUUUAUUUUUUUACAAUAAAAGCUUUUUUUUAGUAUUUUAUAAACUAUUUUGCACAGCAGAUUAUUUGUACAAGGAUCAUCUGACCAAGAUCAGGAAAUGCGAAUAAAGGGAAGUUGUUUUACAUUGUAUAUUAA
This is a messenger RNA of Pezoporus flaviventris, 4286 nucleotides long. RefSeq names its product zinc finger and BTB domain containing 49 (gene ZBTB49). NCBI's taxonomy places the organism in Eukaryota, Metazoa, Chordata, Aves, Psittaciformes, Psittacidae. Gene Ontology annotation, molecular function: RNA polymerase II cis-regulatory region sequence-specific DNA binding; DNA-binding transcription factor activity, RNA polymerase II-specific; protein binding. Gene Ontology annotation, biological process: regulation of transcription by RNA polymerase II. Gene Ontology annotation, cellular component: nucleus. The transcript has 7 exons. The coding region runs from base 1321 to 3603 and encodes 760 amino acids. The record is from RefSeq and is a predicted model, not a curated record.